This is a messenger RNA of Dendroctonus ponderosae (mountain pine beetle), 1925 nucleotides long. RefSeq lists its product as uncharacterized. Gene Ontology annotation, molecular function: histone binding. Lineage: Eukaryota; Metazoa; Arthropoda; Insecta; Coleoptera; Curculionidae. The transcript has 6 exons. The coding region runs from base 362 to 1891 and encodes 509 amino acids. The record is from RefSeq and is a predicted model, not a curated record.
AAACAUUUCUACUGGCACGCCGGCGCAAAGAGCUGAACCAUUAUGGCGACCGUUGCUCUGUUUUGGAUUGGUGAAUUUCAGAGGGAGAAAAGUCCUGGAAAAAGGCAUUAGGUCGAAAAACGUAUAGGAAAAAUGUUGUUUGUUACGAGAUUUUCUAUAAGGCGAGCAUAGUCUUAAUGGGCAAAGCGGCAAUCCUAGUACCAGACUGUAGGGUAAAGAAUAACAAAGCUACAACCUGUACAGUAGAACUUGUCAGUCAGCACCUACAUAACCUAGAAGAAGCCAAUGUUUAUCCGCUGGCAUUCAAAGCCCAUUUUGAAGACAGCUCCACUCCAGCAAAAUAGGGAACUCCAGCGAAAAAAUGCUAGAAUCGGUCAUUGCAUUGAGUUCAGAUGAGGAAGAAACCGAUCAGCCACCAGAUAAGAAACUGAAACGGUAUGAUCCACCGGAGCCCCAAGUCACCCUGACGAUGGUUCCCAAGGAUAAAAAAAUCGACACUGUUACCCUGGACUCGGAUGAUGAGAUUCAGAUGGUUGGCUCCGAAAAAUCUCCAUCUGGUGCUGAUAAAAGUCCGGAACUUAUCAUGUUGUUUGAUGAUGAUGAUGAGGAAAACAAGCCUGCCAAGCGCAAGAGGAGCCCCAACAAAGUAUUGGUCAUUGAUAGUGACAGUGACACUGAAACAGCCCUAACUAAAAAAUCAGUUACUGUGGUCACAAAUGGGGCACAGCCCGAUACCUCUGUGCAAGCCUCAACGGAUUCUCAUCAGUGGAUGGAUGUUUCAAUCCAAGAUUUAGAUGGAGAAACUUCCGAGGCUCUCACAACUUCAGUGAUUACUGCCUCAGAGACGCAGACAUUGGAAGACGAGAGUGACUUUGCCGAGGCAAAUGCUCUAUUUGAAGCGUUCUUAGAGUCUGUGAAGGCUAAACUGGUAGGCUCCGAGUUCGAAGAAGUCUUGCCUAAAAAACUGCUCAUUAUGAGAAAGUACUUUCAAAAAAGCGCCUCCCAUGUGAACGAAAAGGGCUUCUUGGCCAUGCUGAAGGAAACCACAGAAACAAUCCAAAACGUCCCAAAUGCCGAUGCUGCCAAUAAAACAGUCAUAGGAUUUCACAAGGUUUAUGGGAGCCUCAAAUCGUACAUCCAUAACAGCACUAUAGAGAUCGAGGCAGAUCAUUUACCCAAGGUGAAGAGGCUGGAGAAAAUUAUCAAGUUAUUAAGGAAAAAAAUCAAACAGCUGGAUGAAGCAGAGGUGGACUUUGACGCCGAUGAGAACUCCGCGUAUUUGAUGUGUGAUAGGUAUCAGAAAAAGCUGAAGAAAGUUUAUGCAAAGUACUGCGAGUAUAUCAGGCGCAACCCGCAAAGUGGCAGAGCAAUUUACGAUAAAAUCCAAUUUGUGCACUCAAAAUACAACGCAAUCAACCAGGCCCUGAGCAGGAAGUAUCGGAACAGUGUGGAAUUUCCUAGUUACUACGAAGUGGAAAAGUGCAUAAAAAAAGUGGUCACCAAUGAGAAAUUGAACCUCAGUGUGCAGUGCAUUAAAGUGGAAAGCGAAAAAUGCUUCAAGCACUUGGGCAGCAUUUUACAGAAAAAGCGCCGGCAAGAGUUGUACGACUCCCACUUGGAUUUCAUCGACUUGACUUCGGAUCCUGCUUCCAAAGAUGUGGCGCUGGAAAACACCCUCAAGAAAAACUAUACACAAGGCAAGGAAAAGCUCGACCAGCUCUACCAGAGAUACGUUGAAAAGCAGGAGCUAGGUGAAUAUCAUGUGUCGUCUGAAGAAGAACAAUCGUCCUCAGAAAGCGAUGCCGAAGACAAACUGACAACAGAAGUGACGACGAAUAUACUCGUAAAUGAUGAACAAUCGGACACAGUCACUGUGGCUGAAAGUGCUUAAGGAAAUCAGUAAUAAUUAAAUCUAAACUAUCAAA